Messenger RNA from Metarhizium album ARSEF 1941, 1584 nucleotides. RefSeq lists its product as uncharacterized. The record is from RefSeq and is a predicted model, not a curated record. The coding region runs from base 1 to 1584 and encodes 527 amino acids. NCBI's taxonomy places the organism in Eukaryota, Fungi, Ascomycota, Sordariomycetes, Hypocreales, Clavicipitaceae. The transcript is spliced from 2 exons.
AUGGCGAUGAGGCCGCCUACAGGCGGAAGCUCGUCUCCAUUAUCCUUUUACACGGCGAAUAAUUCAGAUGUUGAGGGAUCCACAACUGCGAGCAGUCCUGUACAAGGCUCGCCUUGUCCAUAUCGUGAUGCUCGACAGCUUCCGCGGGAGUUGAAGGCUCAUUGCCAAAUAUUUUUAGAAGAGCAGCUUUUUCAUCCAGUCCAUACGACUCGCGCAGAGAAACCGGAAUACCGACAAGUAUCCGCCCUGGCACUCGACUACCUUCGCAACUUGCUGGUAAUUGCUGGCCCUGUCAACGCGGGGUUUCGCUCCGCCUUUCAGUUUCAUGCAUCACCAAGGUGGAAGCGGCACUCACGCUUUGCUAGCCCUGACGUCGACAGCGACAUGUCGGAUGGAGACUCGGAUCGCGAUCAUGACCGUCUACAGGGGCGCAUGGCCAACGAAGGCAGUCUGUGGUCUCGGGGCCAAGAUCUCUGGGCUAUAAUCGGCUGGGCCUUGAACACGAGCACACUGUAUCCUCAGCGAUGGCGCCACUGGCGUGUUUGGCUCGAAUUCAUGCUGGAACUUCUCGAGACGGACUGGAUUGAGAGAGAGCGACAAGACGAGGCAAGCCACGCGGCCAAUGGGGGGGAGGGUGCUGCCCCAGUCGCGGCGCGGAAUGAGUCGAUGAUGGCAAUGUAUAUGGAGCAGAGCAUGGACGGACACGUGGCCCUCAGGCGGAUGAUGAAGGCCCUUUUUGCGGACGGCGGGUCGUUGUCGUCGUCUACCUUUCCCGAGGUGUUUGAGAAGGAACCGCGUGGCCCCAAUAAGGCGUCUAGGAAGAGGAAGAGAGAGCAAGUCCUCGACCUUCAGAACGACAAAUUCGCAGACUACUUGGACGACGAUUAUAUUUCAUCGGGUGUCUCGGAGCCGCCCACCCCUCAGAAACGCCGAGAUGGCAGAGACGACGAUACAACGGGGGUCUUGAGCCCCGGUAUGACGGAGUCGAUUGGCAUUCGUUUAAAAUUCUUCAAGCUCCUGUCUGGUGUGACGGCCGCUCUCCGCAAGCCGCGCGAGCUCGUCACUCUAUAUGAGGACUAUGUGCUUGCGAUAAAGAACCUCCCUCUUCCACUCUACUCACUUUACGUCACGCAAAGGGACAACCCGCUCCCGUCCGACAUCCACGUCGUCCUCAUACAGGAACUAUUUCGCCUCCUCCUGCCGCCAUUUUCCAAGAAUCCAGCAAAGGUCGACCCUCAAGGCGAGGCGGAUGGUCGACUUACCACGCUCAUGCUAGAAUGCUGCUACGUACCAAUGUCCGCUAAUACCGUGAGCUUGGAGGACAAUGCCAAACUUUCGCUGCUGAUUGAAAGUGCGAUUCAGCUCUUGUGGAUAUGUGACGAGAUGGAGUAUACAGACAGUUUCGGCAACGCUUGCGAAGUGGGUAUACAGGCGAGAGAAGCAAAGGCCAAGAAGAAACGCACGGGAAAGGCGCAUGCUGAAUCGGGCGAUGUCUCCGCGAGGGAUGUGCUGAUGCGGUCUGGAGAGAGGAUUCGAAUAUUGGUGCAGGCACUGAAGGAGACAAGUUUCAACGUGUGUGAUUAA